AUGACGCGCCCGCCGUCGCCGCCCCUCCUGCUGCUGGCCGCCUUCCUGGCCCUCGGCCUGCUCGCGAGCACCGUCGAAGCCUCGUACGGCGACCGUCUCCCCGCGUUCCGAGAAUGCGUCCAGCACAUCGUCACGCAGCGCCGCGUCGCCGCCGGCCUGCCCGUGACCCAGUUCCACGGCAAGUGGCCGUUCGUGCGCGUGCUCGGCGUGCAGGAGCCCUGCUCCGUCCUCUUCAGCCUCGGCAACCUGGCGGCGCACCUGUGGGGCCUCGCGCGGCUGCGCCGGCUCCCCCGGGCCUACCCCAUGCGCCACUACUACCUGCUCUUCGCCUGCUUCGGCACGGCCGCCUGGGUCGCCAGCACCGUCUUCCACACGCGCGACUUCCGCGUGACCGAGCAGCUCGACUACUUCGCCGCCGGCGCCAGCGUCCUCUACGGCAUGUACUACUCGCCCAUCCGCGUCUUCCGCCUCGACCGGCCCGGCCGCCGCCGCCGCUCCCUCGUCCGCGCCUGGACCCUCUUCUGCUGCGCCCUCUACGCCGCCCACGUCGCCUACCUCACCCUCUGGCGCUGGAACUACGCCUACAACAUGGCCGCCAACGUCGUCGUCGGCCUCGUCCACAACGCCAUCUGGAGCUACUACAGCUGGUCCCGCUGGUCCGAGAGCCGCCGCUCCUGGACCACCUGGCCCGGCGUCGCCGUCGCCUGGAUCAUGAUGGUCAUGAGCCUCGAGCUCCUCGACUUCCCCCCGCUCUGGGGCGCCCUCGACGCCCACAGCCUCUGGCACCUCGGCACCAUCGGCCCCACCAUCGUCUGGUACAACUUCAUGAUCAAGGAUUGCCAGGAGGAACUGGCCUUGAUGGGCAAGUUGAAGGACAUCAAGGCCUAG
This is a messenger RNA of Durotheca rogersii, 888 nucleotides long. Its product is annotated as Per1-like protein. Gene Ontology annotation, biological process: GPI anchor biosynthetic process. Gene Ontology annotation, cellular component: endoplasmic reticulum membrane. The coding region runs from base 1 to 888 and encodes 295 amino acids. The transcript is spliced from 3 exons. Gene Ontology annotation, molecular function: hydrolase activity, acting on ester bonds. NCBI's taxonomy places the organism in Eukaryota, Fungi, Ascomycota, Sordariomycetes, Xylariales, Xylariaceae. The record is from RefSeq and is a predicted model, not a curated record.